Molecule: messenger RNA, 516 nt
Organism: Exophiala mesophila
Lineage: Eukaryota; Fungi; Ascomycota; Eurotiomycetes; Chaetothyriales; Herpotrichiellaceae
Exons: 2
Coding region: 1-516 (171 amino acids)
Molecular function (GO): monooxygenase activity; iron ion binding; oxidoreductase activity, acting on paired donors, with incorporation or reduction of molecular oxygen
Source: RefSeq, a predicted model, not a curated record
AUGGCUGCAUCUAGCACGUUGGAGAUCGAAGGCAGACCAGCGUCGACGUUUGCUCCUCUCUAUUCAGAGCGGAAGCGAGCUCGAUUAAUUGCGCUGGGAGAGAAUGCGGUUACUCCAUUCCCAACACCCGGCAUAUCGACCACGCUUAGGACUUUCAAGCAUGCCUUCAUUUCGGGCCUCAACGAUCGACUAGGGGAUACCCCAUUUCGACUGAAGGUGAUGGAUGCUGAUAACAUUGGGGCACAAAUACUUUCAUUCGACGCCUUUCGGGCGACAGCAGAGCAGCUAGGAAUAAGCAGUCUCCGAAGUAACAUAGGAUGUCCGAUCAGGAACACUGGUUCAGACACUACCGCUAACACGGCCAGGUUCACGACUUGGGAACUGGCAUCGCGCCAGGAUAUUCAAGCGAAACUCUUUGAGGGACUUCAAGAAGCAUUUCCUGAUCCGCAACAGCCUUUGGAACUUACGACUCUGGAGAACCUGCCGUUUUUAGACGGAAUUUUCGCGAAGGCUUGA